This is a messenger RNA of Mus musculus (house mouse), 1915 nucleotides long. RefSeq names its product clathrin binding box of aftiphilin containing 1 (gene Clba1). Bases 415 to 1380 code for a protein of 321 amino acids. Gene Ontology annotation, cellular component: trans-Golgi network membrane. The record is from RefSeq and is marked provisional. NCBI's taxonomy places the organism in Eukaryota, Metazoa, Chordata, Mammalia, Rodentia, Muridae. The transcript is spliced from 5 exons. Gene Ontology annotation, molecular function: clathrin binding.
AUCUCCCCGCCGGGCGCCGGGAGGCGCGUCGCGGCGGCGAAGGUGGGUGCGCGCCUUGCGGGCCUCUGGGAGCUCGGGACCCCCUCCGUCUGCGCCUGGGACCUGGUCCCGGAGCCCGCGAGACUCCCGUCUGGGACGCGAUCCCCGAGCUCCCUGCCCUCAGCCUCCGGCCUCGCAGACCGGGUUCUGCAGCUCAUCCACCAGGACUUGCGUCUGCCCACAGGCCCUCCUUCGCCUCACUUGUUUGGCCCUAGGAUACGCCCCCGUGCCGGACUAGUCAUCCGCGAGUGCCAGGAGGGGUCGACUCCACGGAGGCACGUGAACACUCCCAGGAAGCCCUGGGCAACUCCAGCUCAGCCGCUGCAUGUUUUUUGAGCAGCUUUCCUUCGGGUCGGCUGGCCUGGCUACACCAAGAUGCAAGGCGGGCAGGAGGUGGGGAGAGAGUCAGUGAGUGACCUCGCAGAGGAGCCUGGAGAGGGGUCCCCCCACCAGACAGCUAGAGGACAGAGUGGUGAUGGUUUGGAACGGAGGCGGAUCUGCUGCGACGGUCCCGUGGUUCUGCCGGACACGAACGCUAACAGCUCCAGGCUGGAUGAGGGUCUUCCCACCAGCUGUCCACACCCGGGGGAGCUCAGCGGCGGGUGGGGAGAGUUCGAAGGCUUCCGGGAGUCUUCAGCUAAGUCGGAGCAGUUUUCUCAGUCUUUUGAACUCCUGGGGAGAGCCACGGAAUGUCAGCCGCUGAGAACCCCUUCAGUCCCCGAAGAGGGCAGUUCUUGCCAGGUGCAGCAGGGUGGACCCUGGGUGACAGGAACUGCUGCUGGCCCAUCUUCAGAGUCCAUUCCCAGCUAUGAGAAGGUUUUUAGGCUUGCGUUUCAAGAAGUCGCCGUGGAACAGGCUCCUGAAGACGUUUGCUCCCUGGACCAUUUCUUGGAAAGAAGCAAUGAAGGGGCUGCAUCUGUGCCGAGACUCUGUUCUGAAUCUAGGAAGCUCUGGAGAGCCCUGCAGAACACCGACACUGCGUCUGCUUCGAGGUGUCUCUGGGGCGAAUCUCACUGUCGGGAAAACCUCCUUCCUGUGCUUGGUGUAGACGCUGCUCAGAAGAGCCCCCCUGGAGGCCAGGGUCAUGUCCUGGAAGGUUCUGACUUGAGAAAACCUGAAGAGCUGCUGGCUGUCAGCGGUUUCCACCUGCACCACUGCAAAGCCCUGAUUCAGACCAAGCUCUCAGGGACGUCCAGUAGCAGACAGGGCAGCCUGAUUACCUACAGCCUGUUUCUGAAGACACCGCUCCAAGGGAACGGGCGCUACAUCACCAUUCCACAAAAAAAGAUCUUUACUCCACGCAACCUGAAAAUGGCAUUCUUUAAUAAUGAUGUCUGCUAAAAACAGGAGUACUUUGUACCUUUAUGAGAUGUUUUACAUUUUCUUACUGGCUUGCUUUGGUACUAGAACUUGAGAAUUCUGUGGCACUGUUUCCCAGUUCCAUGUUAGUUUCCUAGGACCUCUGUCAAACUACCGUAUAACACGUGCUCAGGUCUGAUAGGGAGCACCGAUGAUAAGGGGCAGAGCCAGUCUCCAUGGAGUUUCUGGGGACACUGUAGGCUGGUACCAGGUACCUGUUGACCCCUGCGUGGCUCACAGUUGGAUCCAUGAGUUCAGAAGUCAGAAGAUAGCUGCUGAUCACUUGCAGGAACAUGACCUGGCCCUCCCCCGUGCUGUUUCCUGGGGUGUUAUACCUAUCUUUCUCUGUGUUGGAUCCUCACCCAGCAGCCUCGGGGACAAGCUUCCCUCUGAGUGGGAGGGUGGGAGGACACACUGGGUGUCCCUUGGUCAUCUGCUGAGACAAGGGUUUUACUCCAGAGGCAUACACAAGCAGGCAGUGCUGCAUUUUGUAAACUUUUAUUAAAAAGAACUGUGU